Molecule: messenger RNA, 1202 nt
Organism: Dioscorea cayenensis subsp. rotundata (Guinea yam)
Lineage: Eukaryota; Viridiplantae; Streptophyta; Magnoliopsida; Dioscoreales; Dioscoreaceae
Exons: 6
Coding region: 25-1032 (335 amino acids)
Cellular component (GO): plastid-encoded plastid RNA polymerase complex
Source: RefSeq, a predicted model, not a curated record
CAAGAGAAGAAGAAGAGCUCGAAAAUGGGAACCAUCUCCUUCUUCGUCCCCGCUUCUCCUCCCAUCCUCACUCUCCGCUCCUCCCAUCCCAAGGUCCAACCUUUCCUCAAAAACCCAUCUCCAUGCCUCCGUCUCACCUUCCCCCUCGCCAGCAACCGCCGCCCGAGACGGGAGUUCAUCGUUCGAUCUGAUGAUGGCGAUGUGGACUCCGGCGGAGGCGAUGACUAUGACAUUGAUGCCGAUGUCGAUGAGGUGGAGGAGCUUGACAACAAGAAGGACUACGACGUCGAGUACGACCGCCUUCUCGGGUUCCCUCCCCCGCGGGGUUCCGUCGAUGCCGGCGAUGCCUCGCCGGAUGAUAUCCAGAUGGUGCACAGCGAUAGCUUUGUUUUCACUCAGGGAUGGGACUUCGAGACCGUCGUUGAUUAUCGCAUCAACGAAGACGAGUUCCACAAGAUUAGUCUUCUCCACUGUGAUUUCUUCAUUAGAAAGCCCCCAGAUCCUGAUGAGAGUGUGUAUGAUUUCCGUGAGAUGUAUGUCACUCCUCCGGACACCGAUGUUUACUCCAUUCCAACGGUUCUUGCUCCAAUGCCUCAGAAAUACAUUCGUUGUUCAAAAAGUGAUUAUGGUUGCUACAAUGUGACUGAACCGCCCAUAGAUGCGCCUCGUGAUCCAUUGUACAAGACUGAGAGAGAGAUAUCGAAGGUCUUUUUGACAAAGCAUUAUAGAAACAGGAGAAUAAACGAUCCGGAGUUUGUUCUUGAUUUUGAAGAAAUCUAUGUUAUUGAUUCAAAGACAAAAUCCAUCACAAGAGCUAAAGUUAUUGUCACUAUUCCUGAUGGUAGAAAACGAGAUAGACGGAAUGACUUGUUGAUCAUUCGUGACAACGGAACUUUCUUCAAAAUAGUCGAUAAGAGUGAAAGGGAAGAACCAGAUGCUGUAAUUGAGAGGGAGGAAUGGAUUGAGACAAGAGAAGAGUUGGAAAGACAUCUUAGAAAGCUCCGUGAUUUUCAUGUUUCAAACUGGUUUUGAUCAAAGCUCUAAAAAGCAUUCUAAAUACUUGUUUGUUCCUUGUUGUAAUAUUUAGUUUUCUCACCCGUAUUGACUGGCAGUCAAAAGUUUUGUAGCUGUUUUUUUUAACAUUUAUGUAGUUUGUAUUGCUUGGAAGUUGGAAGAGUAAAGCACUUGCAAGUUGAUGUGAA